AUGCAAGGGUCUAAAUUAUGUCUUCCAGUAACACCAAAUUUCAAAAUGUUAACCGAAAAGUUAACUUCAGAAGAAAAAAUGAAGCUAAACUAUACUGAAAGAUUACAGAUGCACAAGCCGUGUGGAUACUGCUAUGUAGUAGUUUGCAUGAACAGUUCACUUAAUUAUGAGAAUCAAAGAGGAGCUUAUAAAUAUUCAGCAGAUCUAUCUGCAUCAGCUGAAAUGAUCAUGAUGCCAGGAGACUUAAAGGCCUAUAAUGAAGCAACCGAAUGCUGGGUUUGUGCAAUGACCCAAUACAUGCCUACAGAAAUUUUAGGUAAAGUAGCAUCAGAGAAAAUACCAGAUAUCAAAAGCAUAGCGUCAAAUGCAGAAAUCGGCUAUAUACUAGAAGUUGAUCUAGAAGUCCCAGUGCACUUACACGAUUUCUUUGCAGAUUAUUCAUUAGCGCCUGAAAAGCAAAUAGUUCCAGAAGACUGGCUUAGCUUAUAUAAUGAAAGAUUAGUCUAUGAUAAAGAAGUUGGAG
Molecule: messenger RNA, 523 nt
Organism: Funneliformis geosporum
Lineage: Eukaryota; Fungi; Glomeromycota; Glomeromycetes; Glomerales; Glomeraceae
Source: the annotation of a GenBank genome assembly